GUGAACCAGGCCCUAAAACCCCGCUCCGUUACACGCGCAGACAGGAUAGGAUUUGUCUCCCUCCCCCCGCGCCUCUCCAUUCUCGCCAUGGCCGCGGUCGCCUCCCUCCUGCCGGCCUCCGCCGCUGGCCCCCUUCACCGAGUACCCGCCCCGCUCCCGCGGCACGGCCUCGUCACCGUCCCGCCCUCCCCUGCGCGCAAGGACGGCCCUCGCGGGUGCAGCAUGGUCGGCGCCAGCGUCAGCAACCGCCGCGCGCCUACCGUUCGACGGAACGCCGCCGCGGAGACCUACGUCCCGGGAUCCGGAAAGUACAUCGCGCCGGACUACCUCGUGAAGAAGGUGACGGCCAAGGAGGUGGAGGAGCUGGUGAGGGGGGAGAGGAAGGUGCCACUCAUCGUCGACUUCUACGCGACGUGGUGCGGGCCCUGCGUUCAAAUGGCUCAGGACAUCGAGAUGCUUGCAGUUGAAUACGAAGACAACGCCCUAUUUGUGAAGGUGGACACAGAUGAUGAAUAUGAAUUUGCAAGAGACAUGCAGCAUUGCUGAAACAUACAGGUAAGAGGACUUCCGACACUGUAUUUCUUCAGUCCAGAUCAGAGCAAAGACGCCAUACGCACGGAGGGGCUAAUUCCUAUUACUAUGAUCAGAAACAUCAUUGAUAACGAGUUAUGAUUGUUGUCUGUACCAGCUGAGUUUUUUCUUUCUUUCUUUGGAAUGAAGUUAGUCUUCUGUGCUGGAUUC
Phragmites australis (common reed) is the source of this 741-nucleotide messenger RNA. Its product is annotated as thioredoxin-like protein CITRX, chloroplastic. Lineage: Eukaryota; Viridiplantae; Streptophyta; Magnoliopsida; Poales; Poaceae. The transcript has 4 exons. The record is from RefSeq and is a predicted model, not a curated record. The coding region runs from base 88 to 546 and encodes 152 amino acids. Gene Ontology annotation, cellular component: thylakoid. Gene Ontology annotation, molecular function: protein-disulfide reductase activity. Gene Ontology annotation, biological process: cell redox homeostasis; plastid organization.